This is a messenger RNA of Entamoeba invadens IP1, 1254 nucleotides long. RefSeq lists its product as hypothetical. The record is from RefSeq and is a predicted model, not a curated record. The coding region runs from base 1 to 1254 and encodes 417 amino acids. The transcript has a single exon. NCBI's taxonomy places the organism in Eukaryota, Evosea, Mastigamoebida, Endamoebidae.
AUGAACGACUUGAUUGAAUUGAACAACACUCUGCCGUUUUGUGUUGACAAAAAUGAACUUGUGACUGGUGAAGUGCUUGAUUAUAUACUCAAGAAAUUCAAAGAAGAAAUUCUGAGUGAUAUAGAUGCUCUUCUUACUAAUUCAAAUCCUAUAACAACUUUUAUUACCAAAGAAACUAUCGACGACAAUUUUGGGUCACAACAAAUGGACUUUUCACCAAGCAAAACCGACACAAAGGAAACAAAAGAAGAAAAACCCUUGCUUUCAAAAACGACACCACCAGACGUUAACAAUCCCCAAAACUUCAUUUUUAUAUCACAACAACAAAAAGAGGAAAAAUUAAGACCAAAAAGUAACAGUCUGUCUCCAUCAUUGCCUGUAAAGGUCUAUCCCGUCUUACCCAAUUUUGCUAAUAACAAGAAGCCAAUUGACAAGAUCUCUCCGCCCCCAGUAUUCCCAAGUAAAACAAGAGAAAUUAAAAACGGUUUCAAUAAAGUGUCAUAUCCAUCACUCUCUCCGCCUUCUCACAACAAACUUGAAAUUAAAGAAAUUCCAAAAAUGACACGUGGCGAUGAGAAACAGACUCAAAAAAUGUCUAUAGAAAAUGGCACAAAAGGGUUAAAUCUUCUCAACGAAAAUUUUGAGCAAAAGAAGUCGCCGAGUAUUCAACAUCCGCAAAAGUCGAUUUUAGACACCACCGAUGUCGACUUUCUGGUGAUUGAAAAUUGUCGAGCAGACUUUUACAAAUGGAUUUCAUGUGCGAAGUUUGAGGUCUUAUAUGACAGCGAGAGGCCAAUUCCGAUUACUAAAAGUUGCUCGCAAGACUUUUUCGAGAAGGUCCAUAACAUUCCAAAAUGCGCGUUCUUUGUGUUUUGUGACGAAUGUGUGUUUGGGUUUUACAGCGAAAGUCAGACGUUGUAUUUGUCGCCACUCGACUUCUUGUUUGGAGUCAAAGCGACUGCGAGGAGUGUCAAUAAACGGCCAAAUCGAUUUUUUGUGCCUCAAUUUUCUCAAAAUGUUUUGUUCACACUCUUCGGGGAGAAGCAAAAUCGAAGCGAAAGAGGAAGAGACUUGUUUGCGCUUGAAGUGGGGUAUAAAAAUGUUUUAAGUGUGAGACAAAAGGAGGACAAGUCAUUCCAAAGAGAAAUUGGAAAACAUUUUGUAGACAGGGCAAAACGAGUGAACCUUGAAAGCUUCUUGCCAAGUACAUGGGAUUUCGUGGUGAGAAGAGUGAUAUGUAUUACAUUUAAAUAA